CGACACCGGUGCCAUAUGUGUGGAAAGAUGUUCAAUAGGCCAAGUAGCCUCAAAAUCCAUCUGACGACGCAUACAGGCGAGCGACCGUUCCCAUGCCCUUAUCCUGGAUGCGGCCGUGCCUUCAACGUCUCGAGUAACAUGCGGAGGCAUUUCCGAACACACAAUACGAACGGA
Messenger RNA from Fomitiporia mediterranea MF3/22, 174 nucleotides. RefSeq lists its product as uncharacterized. The transcript has 2 exons. Gene Ontology annotation, cellular component: transcription regulator complex; PcG protein complex. Lineage: Eukaryota; Fungi; Basidiomycota; Agaricomycetes; Hymenochaetales; Hymenochaetaceae. Gene Ontology annotation, biological process: regulation of transcription by RNA polymerase II. The record is from RefSeq and is a predicted model, not a curated record. Gene Ontology annotation, molecular function: RNA polymerase II cis-regulatory region sequence-specific DNA binding; DNA-binding transcription factor activity, RNA polymerase II-specific. The annotation marks the transcript as partial.